CGGUGCCUCAUACAUAAAACAUUAGGCGAUGAGGCAAAUCCUUUGCCAGUAUGUAUUCAGUUCGUUUCUGAAAUCCACGAUGAGAAGUCACACGUACAUUGAUUCCUUGGGCUCGGCCAGGAUAAUGGCCCAGAUCCUGGAUGGGAAGGCCCUGGCCAAAGAUGUGAAGGAUGAGUUGAAAACAAAAAUCGAAAACUGGGUGAAUCUUGGCCACCGGGCACCAAGUCUGCGCUGCAUAAUAGUUGGAGACGACCCGGCCAGCCACACCUACGUCCGAAACAAAGUAGCAGCGGCAAAGUAUGUUGGCAUUGACGCUGCAACUAUCAAGUAUGAAGAAACUAUGUCUGAAGCAGCGUUGAUUGAAGCGAUUCAAGCGCUAAACGCUGAUGAAGCCAUAGAUGGUAUAUUGGUCCAACUACCUGUGCCUCAGUCUAUGGAUGAAAGGAAGGUUUGCAAUACCGUGGCUCCGGAGAAGGAUGUUGACGGCUUCCAUAUCAUCAACGUUGGACAACUGAGCUUGGAUAUGCCGACUAUUGUGCCCGCUACUGCCCUUGCUGUUAUUGAGAUGCUCAAAAGAUUCAAAAUUGAGACAUUCGGCCGCAACGCUGUCGUCGUUGGUCGGUCAAAGAAUGUUGGGAUGCCGAUUGCCAUGAUGCUGCAUUCUGACAAGAAGCACGACAGUGGCCUGGGAAUGGAUGCUACCGUCACGAUAUGUCACCGCUACACACCGAAGGAAAAACUGGACUUCUAUUGCCUUAAUGCUGACAUCAUUGUCACAGCUACAGGUAUUCCCAGUCUUAUCAAAGCAGAUAUGGUGAAGCCAGGUGCCACGGUGAUCGACGUUGGCAUCACAAGAGUGACAGACGAGGUCGGAAACACCAAGCUUGUUGGUGAUGUUGACUAUGAAGAAGUGAAAAAAGUCGCCGGUGCAGUCACACCAGUGCCCGGUGGUGUUGGCCCGAUGACAGUUGCAAUGCUCAUGCAAAACACAUUCCAAGCCGCCCAAAACCUUCGCAACAAAACUCUGCUGCAGUAAGUCAGUUUCUACCUACGUGCCAUAUCUGCAAUUAUCUGAUCUAUGGUCGUUUAGUAUUGAAUCUUAUUUUAAGUGCAAUAGAAACUAUUAUUAAAUGUUAGUAUGCAUUUAUAUUUUGUUAUUGGUGUACAGUCAAGUUCAUGUCGUAUGGUUUUUGUUUACUUUAAUUGGUUAAAAGUCUGUAAAAAAAUUUGACGAUAUUUUAUACAAUAUUGAUUUUGAAUAUGACUGUAUGCCAUUGUUGUUAUUUGUGACUUGAUUAUUUAUAAUCUCCUACUGCUCGGUAAGAGUGUAGUGCUAAAUUUAAGUUAGGGUGGAUUCAACCAAACAAGAUUAAAUAUUAAUCUCAGAAUAAAUCGUCAAAGUCAUUCGACAUUUAGACAUAUUUCUCAUACUGAAACUGGCAAUGUGAUAGUUAUACCAGGAGUUAUUCUCGGAUAAAAGUUUGGUCGAAUCGGGCCUUAAUUGUUUAUAGUCAAAUCUUCCUUAAUAUUGAACUUGAAAAAAAGCAAGAUCCAUGAAAACACAGAACUCGAUUAAUGUGAAUUGUUACGCGAUUUCCUAGUGUACUUGGAUACAAAAGGUUAUCAUUGUUACGCCACAAUAUAAUUCCGCCGUACUUUGGCAAUCCGGGUUACGUAUUUACAUAUAUUUUGACAACUAUAAUCUAAUCUUGUAACGGAAAUAGUUUUUAGAAAAACAAACAUUGAUUUAAAUUCGCAUUAAAUGAGUUAGAAUAGAAAAAUCUUUCGUAAUUGAUGAUUGAUCUUAGUUAAACGUGACUAUAACAUCCUUAAUAGUUGUCAGUUAUUUUAUAUGGAGAUCUGAAGCAUUAGACUUGGCAAUUCACACACAAAAUUGCAUAUAUUUGAUACGAUUUUUAUACUCCAAUCGUGUGCAAAUUGAAUUUCCAAUGCUUAACCUCAGUCUAACGAAGUACCUACAUCUGUACAUACACGUGAUAGUCCUUUAUUACACAUUAUUUCACUUGAUAAUGCAGUUGUGUGUAAUAUUUUUUUUAAUUCAAGUAAGAUUAUUAUCAAUUUGAUCAGACCUUUCAAGAAAUGACCAUUAUUUUAUAUGGAGAUUUGAGUAUCUUAAUAUUUAGGAGGUUAUCACACUGCGCCGCGCUCUGCCGCGGAGCGCGGGGCGACAGAUUUAAUCAUUGUAUAGAAAUCAAGUACCUCAGUUUGUAUAGAAAACACGCGCGGCACUUCACACUGACA
Messenger RNA from Ostrinia nubilalis (European corn borer), 2262 nucleotides. It is a transcript of the gene Nmdmc, whose product is annotated as bifunctional methylenetetrahydrofolate dehydrogenase/cyclohydrolase 2, mitochondrial. The coding region runs from base 29 to 1036 and encodes 335 amino acids. The record is from RefSeq and is a predicted model, not a curated record. Lineage: Eukaryota; Metazoa; Arthropoda; Insecta; Lepidoptera; Crambidae. Gene Ontology annotation, biological process: tetrahydrofolate interconversion. Gene Ontology annotation, molecular function: methenyltetrahydrofolate cyclohydrolase activity; methylenetetrahydrofolate dehydrogenase (NADP+) activity; methylenetetrahydrofolate dehydrogenase (NAD+) activity. The transcript has 6 exons. Gene Ontology annotation, cellular component: mitochondrion.